AUGGCGGAACCAGAGCCGGAGCGGGGCGACGCCGCCGCCUUCAUCCGCGACGCCCCCUUUGACGUCCACAUGUCGCUCGUCCGCCGCCUGUCGCCCAAGUGGAUCCUCCGCAUGCGCUUGGUCUGCAAGGCGUGGCGUGACAAGCUGUGCCACGGGGCCCUCCUCUCCCCCCUCCACGGCUUACAGCCGCCGCAGCCGCUCCUCUGCUUCGGCCUCGCCGCCUGCCCCGACCGCUACAUCCAGUCCCUCGACCUCCGCUCCGGCAAGCUGCGCGCCGUCUUCCGGUUCACCGAAAACGAGGGCUACGGCUUCGACGACAACGACCUCGAGGGCCGUGACGCUCCCCCCAUCGACGACUUCCGUGUCGACUACAAAAGGAUGGAGGUGAACUACGCCGAAGCCUUGGUCAAGCCCCAGCUCCAGGUCCACGCUUCCCUCGACGGCUACCUCCUCGUCUCCUUCCUCAGCGCCUGGUGCUUCAUCAACCCCGCGACGCGCCACUGGGUUGCCCUCCCUGACCUUACGCGCUACGACGUGGUCGGGUUCUAUGAGCACGUCAGUUCUGGCGAGUACCGCGUGCUCUGCUUCAGCGGCCUCUGGCACGCUGAAUAUCCGGCUGUCUACGGUGUCCUCAUGGUGAGCACUGUGCAGCUGCGGUUCAUCGGGCGCCCCACCUCGCCGGCCGCGCCCGAUGAUCACGGGCUAGGGUUGGGGGUGGACAGGGCCGUCAUCUCCCCACCCAUCCAGUUCAAACGCAACCUGCACCUGCGCUGGCCGCCGCAGCAGACCCAGGGAUACCACAUACUGGUGUUCGACACAGAGAAAGAGGAGUUCAACUGGAAGAGCCCUCCUCCUGUGAGGGACAGAGAGGUGAGUCUGCUUGAAUUUCCGACCGGCGACCUCGGCCUGUCCGUCUCCAGGAAGAACAGGGCAACGCUAGAGCUCUGGUGUCUAGAGGAUUACCAGAACGAGGUUUGGGUCCUCGUGCACCGGAUUCAGUUGGCGAUCCAACAGAUGCCGGUUCUGCAGGAUGAAGAUCUUUGGAUUCCAGCUGUUGUCUCACCAGAAGGGGAUGUGUUGAUCGAGUCCUGGCACUGGCUGUUGCACUGUGACAGGAAUGGGAAUUUGCUGCGCAAGUUUCGGCUUCCUAAGAGGGUGUUUGUCAGGCAUGUGCUCAGGGAGAGCCUUCUUCAGCAUCGGAUGUUCCGGACGCCCAAAGUUGAUGGUGCUAUUGAUGCACCUUUGUUCCAUUGGCUGUGUAGUGAUCCCAGCUCGUGA
Miscanthus lutarioriparius is the source of this 1278-nucleotide messenger RNA. NCBI's taxonomy places the organism in Eukaryota, Viridiplantae, Streptophyta, Magnoliopsida, Poales, Poaceae. The record is from the annotation of a GenBank genome assembly.